UUCCAAUCCGGCACCAUGAAUUUUGCCGAGCUCUUAGACCACGUCGGGGGGAUGGGUCGCUUCCAAAUCAUCUAUACGAUCUUACUGGCUAUCCCAGUUUUCAUGAUGGCCAGCCAUAACCUCCUGCAGAACUUCACUGCUGCCACUUCUGAACACCACUGCCAUGUCCAUAUCAACAUCAACAACACUCUUUACACCAACCUCACCGGAAAGCUCGCUGCCAAAGACCUCCUCAGGGUCUCCGUCCCCAUGGACAGCAACCAGCAGCCAGAGAAGUGUCACCGCUUUGUCACCACGCAGUGGCAGCUCCUAGACUCCAACGCCACAGUCACAAACCUAACCGAGCUGGAGACUGAACCCUGCGCUGAUGGGUGGGUGUACGACAAGAGCAUUUUCACCAGCACCAUCAUUACAGAGUGGGACCUGGUGUGUGACUCCCGGCAGCUGAAGCAGAUGGCUCAGUCCAUCUACAUGGCUGGGAUCCUGGCGGGAGGCAUCAUCUUUGGAGAUCUGUCAGACAG
Chrysemys picta bellii (western painted turtle) is the source of this 521-nucleotide messenger RNA. The record is from RefSeq and is a predicted model, not a curated record. Lineage: Eukaryota; Metazoa; Chordata; Testudines; Emydidae.